Klebsormidium nitens is the source of this 2226-nucleotide messenger RNA. NCBI's taxonomy places the organism in Eukaryota, Viridiplantae, Streptophyta, Klebsormidiophyceae, Klebsormidiales, Klebsormidiaceae. The record is from the annotation of a GenBank genome assembly.
AUGGGGGGUCCAGCUUAUGAGCGCCUGCAGGAGCCUGUGGAAGUUGCUGAAAGUGCCCCCUCAUCUUCUGCGCAAGAAAACGUGCCUGGCCUGAGCCGACAGAACAGCUCUGAGCGCAGGGGUGCUCACAACUGGAGCAGACGAAGCAGCUUCCGGCAGGAGUCAGGACCGCUGUCUUUAGGCAGCAGGCAGGGCAGCUUCACCCAGAGCAUACCGCAGGGUGGCUCUCGCAGAAGUAGUCACAUGCACCUAGGGCCCCUGGGAGCGCUGCAGGAUGAGUAUCAGAGCAGGCCAAUCACCCCCCUGAAAGGAGAUCAAGGCCCAAGCCUGGCAAUUGCCGGAGGCCUCAUCAGCAAAACGCAUCUGCUGACAACGCUGCAGCUUACAGGAAUAACCUUCUUCGCAGUUGCUGGGGGUCCGUAUGGGUUGGAGGACAGCGUCGGCGCUGGGGGCGCCCUGCUGGUCUUUCUAGGGUUGCUAGUCCUGCCAUUCAUGUGGUGCGCUCCACUGGCCUUCAUGACCGCAGAGCUAGCGUGCAUGAUCCCAGAGUCUGGAGGCCACGUGCUUUGGGUGUACCGCGCCUUUGGUCCUUUCUGGAGCUUUGUCAACAGCUGCUAUGCAUUCUUCUACAGCGUCCUGGACAACGCGCUGUACCCCGUCCUGUUUGUCGACUACCUCUCAGAGUCGCUCUUCUCUCCGGGGUCCAUCUCCACAUCCGUCUCCAUUGGGGCCAAGGUUGGGGUGGUCAUGCUGGUCACGCUGCUCAACAUCCGGGGUGUCGACAUUGUGGGAUCCGCUUCUGUCAUCUUUGGCGUUCUGGUGCUCCUCCCCUUCGUAGUUAUGAUCCUGGCGGGGCUCCCUCAACUCAAUUUCGCAUGGCUCGCGGAUCCCUUCCCCACCACCAUCAACUGGGGGCGGCUCAUCACAGUCCUCCUGUGGAACCUGUCUGGGUUCGACGCUUCUGGGAACUGCGCUGCAGAGGUUGCUGACCCGUCCCGAGCCUACCCCCGUGCGUUGAGCGUGACCGUUGCGCUGGUGACGCUCUGCUACGCAUUGCCAACGUUUGUGGGGAUAAGCGUGCUCCCCAACGUGGCAGCAUGGCACACGGGCACGUUUGCGACUGUUGCUGAGCAAGUUGGGGGGAAAUGGCUCAAGGUUUGGAUGGGCCUGGCCGCAGCACUGAGCGCUCUGGGGCUGCUGCUCACGCGGCUGUGCACCAACUCGAGGCUCGUCUACGGGAUGUCGCUCAUUCGCCAGGCGCCACCUAUGUUCCGCACGCUGCACCCCCGGUACAACACGCCGUGGGCGGCCAUCCUGCUGACGUCCGCCUGCACGCUCUUCCUCAUCGGCUUCAACUUCACCAGCCUUGCCGAGGCCGACAUGCUCUUCUACUCCCUCUCGACCAUCCUCAAAUUCGGGGCGCUGGUCCAGCUGCGCUUCAGCGAGGAGGACGCAUUCCGGCCCUACAUGAUCCCCGUCUCUACAUACCUGCUCGCGGGUCUGAUGCUGGUGCCCGUGUCCCUCUGCAUCGUUAUGGCCUGGAUGGCAUCCCCACAUGCGCAGGGCAUCGCGUUGCUAGGCACGGCGGUGGCGGUGCUGGGGUACAUCGGGAAGGAGAUCUACCGGGUGUACUGGGGCGACAUCGAGGACGAGAUCGAGGAGCUGCAGGAGGAGGUGCAGGACCGCAUGCAGGACAUCCGGGGCCGGAUCGACACCGUGCUCCACGUCAACGAGAUCAAGGGCCGCUGGCAGCGGGCCAUCAGCCGCGCGCGCGGUAUGUCGGACGGAGACGAGCCCGGGGAAGGUACGUCGCCCAAGGCUGGCGGCCCGAAGGAGCGGAAGAGCUUCAAGCAGAGCGAAAUCACCGAAGACGAGCGGGGAAACGCACCGGAGGUCGAUACGUCGCCGUUGAAGGGAGCGAGAGCCUCGCCCGACUUGCGAGUUGCGUCGUCGGAGCGGUUGAGUGAGAUCAAGGAGGAUCCGUUGGACGAAGGAACGGAAUCCGGCGGACUGACCCCCCUCGGGAAGUUGUCUGAUUACACACCUGCCGCGGUUGCCAGAGCAGGGCCCGGUGCGACGAAAGGCCGCAGUGUCUGGCUGCAAGAGCCCUCAAAUAACAUUUGCAGCGCGGACACUUACUUUGCAGGCCAUAAGCCCACUGCGCUGCUUUCAGUAUUCCUGCGGAGGAGCGAUUCGCUGACAUCGCUCCCAACGAAAGCAUGGUAG